UAAUACAAAUUAGCAAAUAAAGUUUUUAACAAAAAGCUAUAUAUAAACAAAAGAGAGCAUGCAAGUCCGUAACUUUAUCGCCCUAAAUUCUAACAGAAAAGACAAUCUUUCAUUGUUAUACAGCUUAUUUAUUAGAACUAGACAACAAAACUAAAGAUUAGAAAAAAAAAAAAACAGAGGAAAAGAAAAGGGGGAGAAAUAACUUCUUCUUUUUAAAUGGAGAUGGAGAAGUAACAUGAGAUUGACUUACCUUUCAGAAGAGAAAAUUUGAAUAAGAAAACAAUAAACUAUUGACCGUUAUCUCUCUCUCUCUCAGCUUUAGACAUUUCCCACUCCACCUUUCUUUUAGCCUUAUAAGCCAAGUUUGUUCAUAUCAAACACUAUAAAUCUACAGCAAUUGCAGACCCUCAACCUUUCAUACAUUGUUACAAUGGCAUCAACUUGCAUUCAACUCUCCCUCUCUUUUCUCUUGCUUCUUCUCAUCUCACAAUUCUCAUGGGCAACAUAUGCAGACAACCACCUUCACUUAUCUUCAGCUGCUUACUUCCCAAAGCAGCAAGCAGAAAAGCUCAUAAAAAGCCUCAACUUGUUCCCUAAAGACUCCAUCAACAUUGCCCCCAAUGACCCUUCAUUUGCAGCCCCCACGAUUGUAGAGAAAUCGUUUAGUUUCCCUUCUCUGGGUUACUCUGGCCCUUCAGUCGCAGAUCUUGGUCACCAUGCUGGUUACUAUAGUCUUCCACAUUCCAAAGCAGCAAGGAUGUUUUAUUUGUUCUUCGAAUCAAGAAACAACAAGAACGACCCUAUUGUCAUAUGGUUGACUGGAGGGCCAGGGUGUAGCAGUGAACUGGCAUUGUUCUAUGAAAAUGGUCCUUUCCACAUUGCAAACAACUUGUCUCUAGUGUGGAAUGACCAUGGCUGGGACAAGGCAUCAAACCUUCUGUUUGUGGACCAGCCUGUUGGAACCGGUUUCAGUUACUCUGCCGAUGAGCAUGACAUUCGCCAUGAUGAAGGUGGCGUUAGCGAUGACUUGUAUGACUUUUUGCAGGCAUUUUUCAAGGAGCAUCCUCAAUUUGCUAAAAAUGACUUCUACAUAACUGGAGAAUCAUAUGCUGGGCACUACAUUCCAGCAUUUGCUGCUCGGGUUCACCAAGGAAACAAAGCAAAAGAAGGAAUUAAUAUAAACCUGAAGGGAUUUGCUAUUGGUAAUGGGUUAACCAAUCCUGAAAUCCAGUACAAAGCAUACCCUGAUUAUGCACUGGAUAUGGGGUUAAUUAAAAGUUCUGAUUACAAUAGUAUUAACAAGAUGCUUCCAGCAUGUGAACAAGCAGCAAAAAACUGUGGCACUGAUGGUGGAGAUGAUUGUGUAAAUUCAUAUGUGGUUUGCAAUGACAUAUUCAAUCAGAUCAUGAACAUUGCUGGUGGUAUAAAUUACUAUGACGUUAGAAAGAAAUGUGAGGGGGACCUGUGUUAUGAUUUCUCGAGCAUGGAGACAUUCCUGAACCAGAUGUCAGUUAGGAAUGCUCUAGGGGUUGGGGAUAGAGAAUUUGUUUCAUGCAGUAGCGAUGUAUAUGAUGCCAUGCUGACUGACUGGAUGAGGAAUCUUGAAGUAGGUAUUCCUGCUCUUCUAGAGGAUGGAAUCAAGGUGCUUGUGUAUGCUGGGGAGUAUGAUCUCAUAUGCAACUGGCUGGGGAAUUCAAGGUGGGUUCAUGCCAUGGAAUGGUCAGGACAAAAACAGUUUGGGGCAUCCCCAACUGUUCCAUUUGUAGUUGAUGGUGCAGAAGCAGGAUUGCUAAAGAGCCAUGGGCCUCUCACUUUCCUCAAGGUCCAUGAUGCUGGUCAUAUGGUUCCAAUGGAUCAGCCUAAAGCUUCACUACAGAUGCUGAUGAGCUGGAUGCAAGGGAAACUAACCAUGACUGAGACAGAAGAUAGGGUUGCUCCCAAGUGAUGGCCUCAACAAACCCAGCAUCCUCUUUCUAGCAUGUACCUACAUUAAUGGAUUUCAGGAAUGGUAUCCGGGUAGGACUGAUUGUGAUAUAUUUGUCCACCAGUGAUUUCAAGGUCUUGUUUUCAACAACUCCUUAAAAAUUUUAUUGCUAGAAUGGAGUUUUCUGAGGAACAGUUCAUAAAGAUUAUUUUGGACAUAUGAAUGUUCAGUGAAUACACGUUUACCAUCAUAUAUGCCAUACAUUAAUUUGGCCUAUA
Quercus robur (English oak) is the source of this 2202-nucleotide messenger RNA. Its product is annotated as serine carboxypeptidase-like. Gene Ontology annotation, cellular component: vacuole. The transcript has 9 exons. Gene Ontology annotation, molecular function: serine-type carboxypeptidase activity. Gene Ontology annotation, biological process: proteolysis. The record is from RefSeq and is a predicted model, not a curated record. The coding region runs from base 431 to 1945 and encodes 504 amino acids. NCBI's taxonomy places the organism in Eukaryota, Viridiplantae, Streptophyta, Magnoliopsida, Fagales, Fagaceae.